GCUCGCGGGGCUGCUCUUGCGAGGGCAGCAGCGGCUGGAACUCGCUCUCUCUCUCCUUCCAUCCUCCUUCUUCCCUUGAUCGGCCCCAUCACCAAGCCAGGCCCCCCUCCCUUGCCGUCAUCACGUCCCCCUUCUCCCUUCUUGGCACUUUCCAUCCCUACCAUCCUUCUGGACAAACUUUGAUGGAGAAUUUCACACCACGCUGGAAAAAUGCCGGUUAUGAAAGGAUUACUGGCGCCCCAGAACACCUUCCUCGACACCAUCGCCACCCGUUUUGACGGAACACAUAGCAACUUUAUCCUCGCCAACGCCCAGGUGGCUAAAGGUUUCCCCAUAGUCUACUGUUCCGAUGGCUUCUGUGAGCUUGCUGGAUUUGCCCGAACUGAAGUCAUGCAGAAGAGUUGUAGCUGCAAGUUCUUAUUUGGUGCUGAAACCAAUGAGCAGCUGAUGCUUCAAAUAGAAAAAUCACUGGAGGAAAAAACAGAAUUCAAAGGAGAAAUUAUGUUCUACAAGAAGAACGGGUCUCCGUUUUGGUGCCUACUGGAUAUCGUUCCUAUAAAGAAUGAGAAAGGAGAUGUGGUACUUUUUCUGGCCUCAUUCAAAGAUAUAACAGAUACAAAAGUGAAGAUUACUCCAGAAGAUAAAAAAGAAGAUAAAGCCAAGGGAAGAUCAAGAGCAGGAACCCACUUUGACUCAGCCCGGAGACGGAGCCGAGCUGUCCUUUAUCACAUCUCUGGGCACCUGCAAAGAAGAGAAAAGAACAAAUUGAAAAUAAAUAAUAAUGUUUUUGUAGAUAAACCAGCAUUUCCGGAGUAUAAAGUUUCCGAUGCAAAAAAGUCCAAAUUCAUACUUUUGCAUUUUAGCACUUUUAAAGCUGGCUGGGACUGGCUUAUCUUAUUGGCGACGUUUUAUGUUGCCGUGACUGUACCUUACAACGUCUGCUUUAUUGGCAACGAUGACCUGUCCACCACUCGCAGCACGACAGUCAGCGACAUAGCAGUGGAGAUCCUUUUUAUUAUAGAUAUUAUUUUAAAUUUCCGAACAACUUAUGUCAGCAAAUCUGGCCAAGUUAUUUUCGAAGCAAGAUCAAUUUGCAUCCACUACGUCACUACCUGGUUCAUCAUUGAUUUAAUUGCUGCCCUGCCCUUCGAUCUCCUGUACGCUUUCAACGUCACAGUGGUGUCUCUCGUGCAUCUCUUAAAGACUGUGCGGCUGCUUCGUCUUUUGCGUCUCCUGCAGAAGCUGGACCGUUACUCCCAACAUAGCACAAUCGUCCUGACUCUGCUCAUGUCCAUGUUUGCGCUCCUUGCCCACUGGAUGGCGUGUAUCUGGUAUGUCAUUGGAAAAAUGGAGAGGGAAGACAACAGCCUUCUGAAGUGGGAAGUUGGUUGGCUCCACGAGUUGGGAAAGAGACUGGAAUCUCCCUACUAUGGCAACAAUACCUUGGGGGGCCCGUCCAUCCGAAGUGCCUAUAUCGCCGCUCUGUACUUCACUCUUAGCAGCCUCACCAGCGUGGGGUUUGGGAACGUCUCUGCUAACACAGAUGCAGAGAAGAUCUUCUCCAUCUGCACCAUGCUGAUUGGUGCCUUGAUGCACGCCUUGGUGUUUGGGAAUGUGACAGCAAUCAUACAGAGGAUGUAUUCCCGAUGGUCUCUCUAUCACACCAGAACUAAGGACCUGAAGGACUUCAUCCGCGUUCACCACCUGCCCCAACAGCUCAAGCAGAGAAUGCUCGAGUAUUUUCAAACCACCUGGUCAGUCAACAACGGAAUAGAUUCAAAUGAGCUUCUGAAAGACUUUCCAGAUGAGCUGCGUUCUGACAUCACUAUGCACUUGAACAAGGAAAUCUUGCAGCUGUCCCUGUUUGAAUGUGCCAGCCGGGGCUGCCUCAGGUCUCUGUCUCUACACAUCAAGACCUCCUUCUGUGCUCCGGGGGAGUAUCUGCUGCGCCAAGGGGAUGCAUUGCAGGCCAUCUACUUUGUGUGCUCGGGCUCCAUGGAGGUUCUUAAAGACAGCAUGGUGCUGGCUAUUCUUGGGAAAGGAGACUUAAUUGGAGCAAAUCUAUCAAUUAAGGACCAAGUGAUAAAAACUAAUGCAGAUGUGAAGGCUUUAACCUACUGUGAUCUUCAGUGUAUCAUCCUCAAAGGCCUCUUUGAAGUGCUAGACCUUUACCCAGAAUACGCUCACAAAUUCGUGGAAGACAUUCAGCAUGACCUCACAUACAACCUUCGAGAAGGGCAUGAGAGUGAUGUGAUAUCAAGAUUAUCGAACAAAUCCACAGUCUCACAGUCAGAGCCCAAGGGAAAUGGCAGCAUCAACAAGAGACUCCCAUCCAUUGUGGAAGAUGAGGAAGAGGAAGAGGAGGGGGAGGAAGAGGAGACAGCCUCCCUCUCUCCCAUCUACACAAGGGGAUCCUCCUCUUCACGCAGCAAGAAGAUGGGAAGCAAUAAAAGCUAUCUAGGCCUAAGCUUAAAGCAGCUGGCCUCAGGAACUGUGCCAUUUCAUUCCCCUAUAAGAGUCUCCAGUUCAAAUUCCCCCAAAUCCAAGCAAGAGACUGACCCCCUUAACCAUGGUAAAAGGAAAGAGAAGAACUUGAAAUUGCAGCUUUCCACUUUGAAUAGUGCUGGACCCCCAGACCUCAGUCCAAGGAUUGUUGAUGGAAUUGAAGAUGGAAAUAGUAGUGAAGAAAGUCAGACUUUUGACUUUGGUUCUGAACGAAUCAGGCCAGAGUCCAGAAUUUCUCCUCCUCUUGGGGACCCAGAGAUUGGAGCUGCUGUUCUCUUCAUCAAAGCAGAGGAGACCAAACAGCAGAUAAACAAACUCAACAGUGAGGUAACAACGCUGACUCAGGAGGUCUCCCAGUUAGGUAAAGACAUGAAGAAUGUGAUGCAACUUCUGGAAAACAUCCUGUUACCUCAGCAGCCGUCAGGGCUUUGCUCUCUGCAUACCGCCUCUGUGUGUCCAUCCAGAGAGAGCUUGCAGACCAGGAUGAACUGGAGCAUGCACCAACCUUGCCUACACUUGCAAACAGGUGGAGCGGCUUAUACCCAAGCACAACUUUGUCAUGGGAAUGUAACCUCUGAUAUUUGGAGUGUGGAUCCCUCCUCUGUGGGGAGCAGCCCCCAGCGAACUGGAGUUCAUGAGCAAAAUCCAGCAGACAGUGACCGUUAUCAUUCUCCAAACCUCGAUUAUUCACCUGCCCACUACCAGGUCGUCCAAGAAGGUCAUUUGCAAUUUUUAAGGUGCAUCUCUCCACAUUCAGAUACCACGCUAACCCCUUUGCAGUCUAUUUCGGCUACCCUCUCUUCCUCUGUCUGCUCCUCCUCGGAAACAUCUUUGCACUUGGUUCUCCCAAGCAGAUCCAGAUCGGAGGAGGGCAAUUUCAGUCAGGGACCUGUUAGUUCCUUCAGUCUGGAAAACUUACCAGGCUCUUGGGACCAAGAAGGAACAGCAUCAGCCUCUACCAAACCCUUGGAGAACUUUCCACUGGAAGUUGUCACAAGCACAGCGGAAGUGAAAGAUAACAAAGCCAUAAACGUAUGAUAUCAGCACACAAGAUGCAGCUGCCAUUUUGAAACCCACCACUGCAUGACAGCUUUAGUUUGCCUUUUCUGCCUCUGCAGGCAAAGUUGGGAAUCCUGCAGAGGAGUGUGUGAGGAGCCAGUGAAAGGCAGAGCCACCUCCAUACUGUAGCAAAUGAUUUCUAGAUCCUAGAAGCAUAAUACAAACAUUUUUCUGUACAGGUAUUAACUUCCUGGUCUGUUUGACAGACUUUGGUAAAAGUCCAAAGACCCCGAGGGUCUGAGCAGCUAGAAGUCCCAGACAAAGAAUUUGUGGAUUAGUUUUGUCCUAGGUGGCUUUUGUGAAGUGCAGCAAAGGUUUUUCCUGAGUGCCUGUUUGUCAUUCCUGAACAAUAUCCAUAGCGCUGUUGGCCUCGGGAGCGCACAGCUCCCGCUGAUCUAUUUUUCUUUUGGUGAAGGCAAAGGGACAAUUAUCACUGCAUGUCAUCUCCUAGACAAUCAGUCAAAUAGAGCUGGUGGCCAGUGGUUAGCUAUUCGCACGUUAUUUGCCAUGUAAAUGAAAACGUCUUUAUUUAUCAAAAAAAAAAGAAGCUAUUUUUAUAACCUUGGUAUGAAAUAUGUAUUUAAACUAUUUAAAAUAUUUAUAAAGAAAUGGAUGUUUUCUUUUCAUUUUGGUAAAAAAAAAACAAGCUUGCUGUUUUAACAAGAAAUGCACUACUGUUAUGUAUAGUAGAUCAAAAAUUAUUUAUUAUUAAGAGGAUGUAGCUUCAAGAGGAAUCUCCCUUUUAUCUGCAUGCAAUUUACAACAAAUGUAUCCUCAUACCUCUGGGUUACAAAAGAAAAGUGAGACCAUAUUUUAUUUACGAAAUAAAAAUGUAGACCGAGUGUCCACUCCAUGAGCUUUGGCUUGGUGGUAGAGAGGGGUCCAUCUAGUCUGCUGACUCAUGAUAAUGCCCUGAGUUAAGGCAGCCCCCAAGCGCCAGCAGAAACACCUCUCCUCCAGGUGUCAGACUUUGUAAUCCAGGAACCCGAAUUUGGUUUGCAGAAUAGGAGAUCACCAUCUACAUUGAGCCAGUUUGGGCUCAAAGUGAGAUAAAAGCCUUGCGUUUGUCCUUUCCUAGUGGCUUUCUUUCCUGGGAGGCUGUGAUCUAGCAAACAUUUCCAAAUGGAGCCAAGACUUCCUAGCUAUGACUGCUAAGAGUGAUCCCAGCUUGCCUUGGGUCAAUGCCGGACCUCUUUUCUUUAAUGCUCCCAACAAAGCCCUAUCUCUGCAGAGCAUUUGUUGACAGUCCUAAUUGGCUGGGGAAGAGAAAAGUCCCAGAGAUUACACAGCCAGCAUCCUGUGUAGGUCUAGAACCCAGAAUGCUCCCUACCUCUCAGACCCACCUACUGCAGGCUCAAAUGCUGGACUUGGCAAUGAUUUAAACAUUCACUUAAGUUGUAUUUUAUGUUUAAGAACAUUUAAGCCUUGAUCAUCCCACACAUUUAUAAAAGACACAUUGAGUUCUGGAGUCCUCCUGUUUUUAUUUCCUGCCACAAAGAAUAAACAGUCUGAGAAUUGCAUCAUUAAAAACAUCUAAACAAAC
Marmota flaviventris (yellow-bellied marmot) is the source of this 5107-nucleotide messenger RNA. It is a transcript of the gene Kcnh8, whose product is annotated as potassium voltage-gated channel subfamily H member 8. Gene Ontology annotation, molecular function: voltage-gated potassium channel activity. The record is from RefSeq and is a predicted model, not a curated record. NCBI's taxonomy places the organism in Eukaryota, Metazoa, Chordata, Mammalia, Rodentia, Sciuridae. Gene Ontology annotation, cellular component: plasma membrane. Gene Ontology annotation, biological process: potassium ion transmembrane transport; regulation of membrane potential.